AUGGAGCGAGAAUUAAGCUUUGGGCCUAAUCGUAUAACUAUAAAUUUUGAGGAUAUUUUCGUGAACAAUGUUCGGAAUCCUCUAAUUGUUGAUGAGCCUUAUUGUCCGAUGCCUCCUUGCAGCAGUGCAAGCUCAGAUUUGGAUGAGUUAGUGGGAGGCAUACCGCCUACUGAGAAGCUAUUCGUGGGAGGUGAUUUCAAUGGGCAUAUCCGGCCUAUUUCGGGGGGUUAUGAUGAUGUGCAUGGAGAUUUUGGCUUCGGGGACAGGAAUGGAGGAGGAGUUGCACUUUUGGAUUUCGCAAGAGCUUUUGGGUUGGUGAUAGCCAAUUCGAGUUUUCCAAAGAAGGAGGAGCACUUGGUAACCUUCCGUAGUUCGUUAGCUAAGACUCAGAUAGACUUUUUACUCCUUAGGAAGGAUGAUAAAGGUCUCAGGCAAAGACUAUAA
Messenger RNA from Lycium ferocissimum, 444 nucleotides. RefSeq lists its product as uncharacterized. NCBI's taxonomy places the organism in Eukaryota, Viridiplantae, Streptophyta, Magnoliopsida, Solanales, Solanaceae. The record is from RefSeq and is a predicted model, not a curated record. The transcript has 2 exons. Gene Ontology annotation, cellular component: nucleus. Gene Ontology annotation, biological process: chromatin remodeling. The coding region runs from base 1 to 444 and encodes 147 amino acids.